AUGUUCUUGUGUUCACAAAAUUUCCCUAUAUCACAAUCUGCCAAGUCUUUCCGGUCAACCCUCCGGCCAACGACGUCAUUCUAUUUAUCCCCGCGAACACUCCGGAAACAGUUUCCUCUUUUCGCAUAUCCACGUCAAAUAACAACCAUGUCGUCUGCUACAUCCUUCUUCGAUUUUGAGCCUGUCGAUAAAAAGGGCGCACCAUUCCCUCUCUCUUCGCUGAACGGCAAGGUCGUGCUAGUCGUGAACACCGCCUCAAAAUGUGGCUUCACGCCCCAGUUUGAAGGUUUGGAGAAGCUUUACCAGAAUCUGAAGGCCAAGUACCCUGAAGACUUCACCGUCAUCGGAUUCCCAUGCAACCAGUUCGGAAGCCAGGACCCUGGCUCGGACGAUGAAAUCCAAUCUUUCUGCCAGCUCAACUACGGCGUCACAUUCCCAGUGCUCGGAAAACUUGAUGUCAACGGCGCUAACGCUGCACCGGUGUGGACUUUCCUGAAAGAGCAGCAGCCUGGAAUCAUGGGCAUUAAGAGCGUUAAGUGGAACUUUGAGAAGUUCCUUGUCUCUGCCGAUGGCAAGGUUGUCAACCGCUGGGCUUCCCUUACCAAGCCCGAGGGACUCCAAGACACCAUUGUUAAGGAGAUUGAGAAGGCGAAGAAGGCGGGCACUCUUGCUUCACAGAAGAAGGAAGCUGAUGCUGAGCAGGCUAAGCUGUCGUAA
Penicillium vulpinum is the source of this 717-nucleotide messenger RNA. RefSeq names its product glutathione peroxidase. Bases 1 to 717 code for a protein of 238 amino acids. The record is from RefSeq and is a predicted model, not a curated record. NCBI's taxonomy places the organism in Eukaryota, Fungi, Ascomycota, Eurotiomycetes, Eurotiales, Aspergillaceae. Gene Ontology annotation, biological process: response to oxidative stress. The transcript is spliced from 2 exons. Gene Ontology annotation, molecular function: glutathione peroxidase activity.